This is a messenger RNA of Calypte anna (Anna's hummingbird), 1598 nucleotides long. RefSeq names its product Ras like without CAAX 1 (gene RIT1). The transcript is spliced from 5 exons. The record is from RefSeq and is a predicted model, not a curated record. NCBI's taxonomy places the organism in Eukaryota, Metazoa, Chordata, Aves, Apodiformes, Trochilidae. Gene Ontology annotation, cellular component: plasma membrane. Gene Ontology annotation, biological process: Ras protein signal transduction. Bases 120 to 767 code for a protein of 215 amino acids. Gene Ontology annotation, molecular function: GDP binding; GTPase activity; calmodulin binding.
GUGAGGGCGCAGCCGCCAUUUUGGUGCCGCGGAGCGGGGCCGAGCGGAGGGCGAGGGAAGGGAAGGGGCGGCAGCAGCUGCUCACCCUCUUCAGCGACGGCUUCUUCGGACUUGAAGAGAUGGAAUCCGGAGCCCGUCCGGGCGGCGGGGCGGCGGGGCAAUCCCGCGAGUACAAGCUGGUGAUGUUGGGAGCCGGGGGCGUCGGCAAGAGCGCCAUGACCAUGCAGUUCAUCAGUCACCGCUUCCCGGAGGAUCAUGAUCCCACAAUUGAGGACGCUUAUAAAAUACGAAUACGCAUUGAUGAUGAACCUGCCAAUCUGGAUAUCUUGGACACAGCAGGGCAGGCAGAGUUUACAGCCAUGAGAGACCAGUACAUGAGGGCUGGCGAGGGGUUUAUCAUCUGUUAUUCCAUCACAGACCGGCGCAGUUUCCAUGAAGUGCGUGAGUUCAAACAACUCAUCUACCGCGUGCGCCGCACUGAUGACACCCCCGUGGUCCUGGUGGGAAAUAAAUCUGAUCUGACACAGCUUCGGCAGGUUUCCAAAGAAGAAGGCUCUGCUUUAGCACGAGAAUUUAACUGCCCUUUCUUUGAAACCUCAGCUGCUUACCGCUACUACAUCGACGACGUCUUCCACGCUCUCGUGCGAGAGAUCCGCCGGAAAGAGAAAGAAGCUGUGAUGGCCAUGGAAAAAAAAUCAAAGCCUAAAAGCAGCGUGUGGAAAAGACUCAAGUCACCCUUUAGAAGGAAGAAGGAUUCAGUCACUUGAAUACCUGAGAAUUCCUCUGCAAAAUAACACAAAACCUGAGGACAGCCAUUUGUAACCAAAGCGGUUUAGUGACAACGUUUUGGCAGCGUUGUGUUAAAGCUGAGGGGACUUUGCUGAGGGAAUGCAUAACUUCUACCAGUUGUUUUUGUUUAGAGUGGUGUUCCCUUCAUUUGGGAUGUUUAACUUCAGAGAAGGUAACAGUUGUACUCCUGUUUGUUGUCAUUUUUUUUUACUGGAUCCAGCAAACAUUGCUUGUCUGUCGCUGGUUACAAACGCUGAUAGGUUUAGCUCCCUGCACUUUUCAAUGUUUGUCUUUGGUCACUGUGUACUGGAAACUGAAUUGUGUCAAAUAUGGCUGAAGUUCUACCCAACCUAACCUUCAUUUUUUUCCCUAGUUGUUUGCACAAGGAGAUUUUUGCUGCUCUCUGGAACAGCAGCAGAUGAGAGGCAGCUUGUGGAGGCUGUGUACAGGGUAUGUGUCAGGACUAGCAGCCUUGGCUGUGGACAGAUGGCAUUGCUGUGCUAAGAGUUCUUGUGUUCUCUUUGAAUUUUGAUUUUUUCUUCCAGCAAAAUCAAACGUGGAGUAUUUGUACACAUUUAUCUAACUUGCCAGAUGCUCAGCAGUAUUGCAGGUGGGAUCCUAAAACAAGUCAGAAAAAGCAAAUUCUGGUUCCUGUGGCAGCAGGAGCUUCACAACAGUGCCUGAAUAUGUAGCAUUUUCCUACUGUAUAUAGCAUUUCCUGUGUUGCCAUAGCAUCUGUCAUGUAAUGAUGGUGUAGAAACCACAGUUUUAGUUUUUCUGACUUGCUUGUUAAAAAAUCAUAGUUGGAA